Molecule: messenger RNA, 1224 nt
Organism: Colletotrichum orchidophilum
Lineage: Eukaryota; Fungi; Ascomycota; Sordariomycetes; Glomerellales; Glomerellaceae
Product: coiled-coil domain-containing protein 55
Exons: 1
Coding region: 1-1224 (407 amino acids)
Biological process (GO): regulation of alternative mRNA splicing, via spliceosome
Source: RefSeq, a predicted model, not a curated record
AUGAGUAAACCAGGCUUGUCAUUCGGUCUCAGCCUAGGCAAAAAGCCAGGCGCAUCAAAACCGGCCCCCGGAAAACGGAAACCAUUCGGUGCUAAAGCGUUUGGCGGCGACGACGACUCCGACAACGAUGCGCCCAAUUCGGGAACCAAGAUUGAGUCGCUGGACGAGCUAGGCGGUUUCGAAGUCGACUCCUCGUCCAGUAGACAAGAAAAUGGAGGGAAGAGGAGCAAGAGCAAGAAUGCGCUACCGACACAACCACCCACGAGUAGGGCCAAGAAGCAAGAAAGCACCAUGUUUGGUGACCUCUCCGGCUCGCUCGCAUCCAAAAAACACGCCGAGGCGGCGGAAGAGCUCGAUCCGAGUGUAUACGACUACGACGGCGUUUACGAAUCUUUCAAACCGCAGAAGAAGACGACCAAGGAGGAUGUGGAGAGGAAGCCCAAGUACAUGAAGAGUCUGCUCGCGGCGGCUGAUGUACGGAAACGUGAUGCGCUGAUUGCGGAAGAGAAGAAGAUUGCGAGGGAGCGAGAGGCCGAAGGUGAAGAGUAUGCCGACAAGGAGAAAUUUGUCACAGAGGCAUACAAGAAGCAGCAAGAGGAGAACCGGCGGAUCGAGGAGGAGGAGAGGAGACGGGAGGAAGAGGAGGCCAAGAAGAACAAGACGGGUGGUAUGAGCGCUUUCUACAAGAAUCUUCUCAACAAGGGCGAGGAGAGGCAUGCUGAGGUUGUAAAAGCGGCGGAGGACAAAGCCAAGGCCGGUCCGACGGUGCCGGAAGAGGACGAUGCAUCAAAAGAGAAGUCCGAGGCCGAUCUUGCGCAGGAGAUUAACCAGAAAGGCGGUGCCGUCGUUGUCAACGAGGAUGGGCAGGUGGUGGACAAGCGGCAGCUGCUCAGGGGUGGUCUCAAUGUCGGGGCCAAGAAGGAAGCGCAGGUCAGGGAGGAGGCUGCGCGGCCGAGGGAGAGCAGGCCGGAGCGCGGCGCCGGCACCGGCUUCGUUGGCUCUGGCGGCAAAGGCGCGAUGCGGGAGCGGCAGACCCGAAUGCUCGAGGCGCAGCUGGAGGCGGCCCUCAAGCGGUCCCGCGAGGAGGAGGAGGCGGAGCGCGAAAAGGUCGAGCGGGUUACCAAGACGAGGAAGACGGACGGGGAGAUUUCGAGCGCCAAGGAGCGGUACCUUGCCAGAAAGCGUGAGGCGGAAGAGGCGAAGAAGAAGGGCCUGGCGGAGUAA